AUGGAUGAAGCACCUACCCAGAGCUCACGCUCUCCCGUAUCGGCGCUUGGCCACUCACAGCCUGUUUCAGCUGCCCCUCUCAUCGCCGCUGCACCUCAAAUCCCGCCAGCACCUCCCAGCGCACCUGUACUGGUUGACAUCGAGGAUUCUGACGAAGAGUCGGGUGAAGAAAACCCUUACGCGACCAUCGAAGAGGCGGCAGAGAAGCUUUGUACGCUCAUGGACAGCCUUCAGGGCGACUUCGUUGGCAAAGGCUUCCCCUUGACAGGCGCCGCUGUUGAUGAGCUUCAGGAUGCUGCUAUCGACAUCUGGCUUCAGCGAGGCUUUCUAGAUGCCGAAGACGAUGAUAUCAAGGAGGACAUGGUGAACCUUCUUAAGAGUCUGUUUCAGGUCAAGCGUCAAGCAAUCCAGUUCCGUCACAAGUUCAAGAACAGCCGGGUACUUAGAUCGGCCAGCGCAAAGGCAGCCGAAUCAUCCUCGCUCAAGUCGCUUCAAGAGCUCCAGCUUGGUCCGACUCCGCGAGGACGGAUCCAGUACACGUCUGAGCAGCUCUCACAGCUAGCUGCUGGAGCAAUGCCACGCCCCAAAGACCUGGACCAGGCGGACUACCUUCCUGCUCCAGGGAAGCGAGCCAAAAUCUCUCAAACACCGAAGAUUGACGGUCUCGCCCAGGUUCGGAAAUGGCUCGACAAUGGAAAAAGGCAUGCGCCAGCGGGUGCGCAGGUCCUCGUGUCAUCAUCGGCAGCUAGUGCCAGUUUCUCUAUUCCUGCAACCACGGCCGCGAUGCCUGCUGUCACAAUGCCUGGCCCUCUCACAGCGCUUAGUGAAACGUCUUGCGAGGCAAUGGAGCUUGACUCGCUCCCGCCUACUCCAGCGUCACGCUGGGGAGUUCCAUCUGGCCAAGGCGCCAGCGGAUACCAACAAGCAGCCAAACCCUACGCAUCCUCUAUCUCAGGUACCAACAAGAGUAGUGAGCCAGCAGCAACACGUACUGCAGUGCAGCUUAAUCCGGUCGCAAAGGGCCUGGCCAACUCGCUCUGGGCCAAUUAG
This is a messenger RNA of Purpureocillium takamizusanense, 1050 nucleotides long. RefSeq lists its product as uncharacterized. The record is from RefSeq and is a predicted model, not a curated record. Lineage: Eukaryota; Fungi; Ascomycota; Sordariomycetes; Hypocreales; Ophiocordycipitaceae. The coding region runs from base 1 to 1050 and encodes 349 amino acids. The transcript is spliced from 2 exons.